AUGAGUGCCCCGCAGCCCAACUCUGAGCCGGCAUCAGAGACCUAUAAGCCCAGAUAUAUCGAUCUGGUGAAGAUAGGAAUCAAUCUAGCCGAUCCCAUCUUCAGGGGUAAACAUCACGGCACUCAGCGCCACCCAGACGAUCUCAAGGAUGUCAUCAGCAGAGCCAAGGAAGUGGGCUGCACUAAGCUCAUUGUGACGGGCUCUGAUUUCACAAGCGCUCGUGAUGCCUUGGAGCUGGCAAAGGAAUUCCGUCGCAGUGCUAUAUUUUGCAAAGGAGGCCAUGGUAGGCAUGAAGAACAUGUGGCCCCUUGUGAGCCCGAAGACCCGGAAUCAACAGAGCACCGAGGUGAACCCGACUCGGAAACAUCUGCAAAGGUGAUUGCCGAAUUCGAGACCCUGCUUGCCGACGCUACGGCCUCUAGCAAGCAUCAUCUCGUCGCCCUAGGAGAGUUUGGGCUUGAUUACGACCGGCUGAACUUUUGCAGCAAGGCCGCUCAGUUACACUCAUUUGAAGCUCAGCUCAAGGUCGCCGCCUCUCUUCAGCCCCAGCUACCACUGUUUCUUCACUCUAGAGCCGCCCAUCGCGACUUUGUAGACCUGUUGAAAGGAGCUUUCGGUGACAAGCUCGAGAGAUUGGAGAAGGGCGGCGUAGUACACAGCUUCACGGGUACCAUAGAGGAGAUGAAGGAGCUGAUGGACCUAGGCCUGCAUAUUGGUGUCAAUGGCUGCAGUCUCAAAACGGAAGAGAACCUUACCAUGGUGAAGGAGAUUACCCUUGACAGGAUCAUGCUUGAAACAGACGGUCCUUGGUGCGAGGUACGACCCAGCCAUGCUGGAUACCAGUAUCUGAUAGAGAAGAAGCCCGAGCCGGAACAGCCAGCGACAAAUGGCGAGCCUCAACCAGCCGAUGCAGCCACACAGCAGCAGACAAGGCGGCCGAAGAAGCAGAAGAACCAAAAGAAGGAGCCUGAUGUGCCAAACAGGUUCAAGGUAGUGAAAAAGGAGCAGUGGCAGCAAGGGGCCAUGAUCAAAGGCCGCAACGAGCCGUGUACUAUUGAGCGGGUUGCCAAAAUCGUCGCUGCCGUCAAGGGCGUGAGCAUAGAAGAACUUUGCGAGGCAUCGUGGAGAAACACCGUGAGCGUGUUUGGCCUCGGCGAGACAAAUUAG
This is a messenger RNA of Trichoderma aggressivum f. europaeum, 1167 nucleotides long. RefSeq lists its product as uncharacterized. NCBI's taxonomy places the organism in Eukaryota, Fungi, Ascomycota, Sordariomycetes, Hypocreales, Hypocreaceae. Gene Ontology annotation, cellular component: cytosol. The transcript is spliced from 3 exons. The record is from RefSeq and is a predicted model, not a curated record. Gene Ontology annotation, molecular function: 3'-5'-DNA exonuclease activity. The coding region runs from base 1 to 1167 and encodes 388 amino acids.